AUGUCGUCGAAUGUCGGUCUUAAUACUCCUCGAGGCUCCGGUACAUCCGGCUACGUGCAGCGCAACUCGGCGAACCUCAAACCCCGCGACAACGCCCAGCCAUACCCCAAAGACAUCGACUCGAUACAAUACCGCCAGCGUCAACCCGACCAGGAGAUCCUCGAGCACGAUCGGAAGAGGGAGAUUGAGGUGAAAGUGUUCGAGCUGCGGGACAAGUUGGAGGACGAAGGAGUCGAUGAAGACGAAGUCGAUGACCAAUGCGACGCUCUACGAAAAAAGCUGGAAGGCGAACAGAGUCGCAACGGACCGAGCGCGAAGGGAUUGAAGUCACAUCAGGUACACGAGCUCGCAAGGGCCAAGAUUGAUGAGAGUGAGAAGUUGCGCAAGGCGUUGGGGAUCAGCAAGGACUAUGAGGAGGGAAGUCAUUGGAGGAAACAGGAGGAGCGAAAGCUCGAUAUGGAGCGGGAACGUGGGAAGGGUGAGAUUGGAAGGGAUAGGGAUUGA
Zymoseptoria tritici IPO323 is the source of this 504-nucleotide messenger RNA. RefSeq lists its product as uncharacterized. Lineage: Eukaryota; Fungi; Ascomycota; Dothideomycetes; Mycosphaerellales; Mycosphaerellaceae. The coding region runs from base 1 to 504 and encodes 167 amino acids. The transcript is spliced from 2 exons. The record is from RefSeq and is a predicted model, not a curated record.